Messenger RNA from Dictyostelium discoideum AX4, 288 nucleotides. RefSeq lists its product as hypothetical. The coding region runs from base 1 to 288 and encodes 95 amino acids. The transcript is spliced from 2 exons. The record is from RefSeq and is a predicted model, not a curated record. Lineage: Eukaryota; Evosea; Eumycetozoa; Dictyosteliales; Dictyosteliaceae.
AUGGCUAUUAUAUUCGAAAAAAUCUGGCACAAAAGAAACAAACUCAUCCACGAUGAAAUAGAAAUAAUAAUUCAUAGACCAAAAGUCAUACGUGAACUAAUUAAAACACAAAGAGCUGCAUGGGAGAGGACACAAGCGGUUAUAAACAAAACAUUAAGAAUCAAAUCAAAGCAACGGCAAGAAGAACAAAAUAAAUUAGACUCAUUAAUCUCGCUAAAGCUAUUACAAUUUAGCAGACAACGGAACUCACAUCUUCACGCAAUAGCACUUCCCAAACAUCAAUCAUGA